Cavenderia fasciculata is the source of this 2781-nucleotide messenger RNA. RefSeq lists its product as uncharacterized. Lineage: Eukaryota; Evosea; Eumycetozoa; Acytosteliales; Cavenderiaceae. The record is from RefSeq and is a predicted model, not a curated record. The coding region runs from base 1 to 2781 and encodes 926 amino acids. The transcript is spliced from 2 exons.
AUGAGUGUGAGAGGGAUAAAUUCAUAUCAUAUCUCUUCACCAGGUAUUCAUGCAAUCACAACUUUUAGAUAUGAUAGUGAAAGAGAGUUGCGCCGGUUAGAAAGAAGAAAACUUGUAGAUAAAUGCAAGCAACUAAAAGUACAAACAACAUACUCUAGUUCAGACGGAGAAAUGAUCAACAGUAUACUGCUAGCACAGGGCUAUACUCUACCAUGGCCAAUAGUACAAAGUAUAUUGACAUAUGCUUCUCAAUACAACUCUCUUUGUACUUGUGUUAAUAGAGAUGAGUUAAAGAGAACUUAUCAAACAAGAUCGAGACCAAAAUAUUGCGAUCAAGAUGAUCAUCAACAUCAAAUGGUCCUUCAUACCAACAUGAUGACACACGGUGAUAUGAAACAACAUUCACUCACUCGAGAUCAACUAUGUCCUCUUCAUCAAUUCAAUCUCGAUCAAGGGUAUGAACCAAACUUUGUGCUAGGCAGUCCACCGCCGCCGUUAUACAAGGUAUCAAGAGAGAGUUGUAGAUGGAUGCGUAGUAUGGCAUUACUAAGCAAGAGAAUAUUUGCAUUCAUAUCAACGACACUAUUUACCAACAUUGUAAUGGAUCCAACAGCAGAUACAUGGAGUCAUAUCACUAACAACUAUUGUAUCAUCAAACAACCAAAGAUAUUGACACUUGUCUCUCCAUCAUCUGACACUCAACUCUUCUUUACAAACAAAUCACAAUCCUCAUCAUCCAUUCAAUUUCUAAAGAAUGUCGAAAAGAUAUACAUUAAAGGUACUCAUCUAGUUGAAAAGGUAGCAACUAUUAGAUCAUUAAUCAACUUGACACCAUCUCUAACGUCACUCACUGUAAAGUGUGAGAUUGAACAAUCAGUAAUAAUUGACCUUUUAAAUUACCCAACUAAAUCAAUGACAUCAAUCAACUUUGGCAAUGCAGAAGUUCAUCAUUCAAGAGGUGAGAGACCAUUCAAGUCUGACUGUCUUAUUCAAAAUCUUACAAAGAUCAUUCUCCCAUUUUCAUUUGAUUGGAAUAGUUUGAGCAAAGACAUUAAACAUAAUCUUCAAGUCAUUUCACUAAUGUAUUCACGCACUUUUCAUACUCAACCAAUCCAAGACAAUAUCAAAUUAAGUGCAAUAGAUUUUCCAAAUCUUCGACAUGUUCAUACCAAAGACAAUAGUGGAAAAGCUCCAAACAUUCCAGAGCAUAUUGAUAAAGUUACCUAUCUGGAAGAGGUAUCUAAAGAUGUCAUAAACCUCCUUUCAAUGUUUAAUAUUUCAACACUGCGAGUAAGAUCAAUCUAUGUGAGAUAUUUGACUGAUUACAACAAGAUAUCAUCUCUCAAAAAGAUUGUAAUCUUUUCAAAAACAGAUAUUUGUGCAACUGAAAUCAAUCAUUUCAAUAGUAUUGGAUUUGAUUUUAUUGGCUCAAUGGCAAAAUCAAAUCAAAGGAAAUUAAUAUUUAUCAAAAAUGGUGAAACAAAUCAUAAUAACCCAAUAACUUUAAAUAAUAAUAAUAAUAGUCCCCAAUUGCCAAUCAAAACAACAACAACUAUAUCAUCCAACAACAACAACAAUAUUAUUCUUCCAAAUAUAAUUAUCAACAAAAUAAUCAAAAUGACAUGGAAAUUAAGAGAACGUUGUACAUGUGUUUAUGAAAAAGAAACUAUUCAAAAAUGGAUUAAUAUUGGAUAUGAUAUUCUAAAAGAUGAACAAGAACUAGAUCGAUUCAAUCAGAUAAAGAAUAAUUGUCCAACUCAUUUCUCAAAUACUCAACCAUAUCAACCAUUAACAUAUGAUUUGAAAAGUAGUAAUCGAUCUAAAUUACAAUUGGCACUUAUCAACAAAGAUAUAUUUGAUUAUAUCUCUAACAAUUGUUUCUCAAUUAUCAAUCUCGAGCACUGUGAUAAAAAAUAUAUAACCAAACACACUAAAAAUCCAUAUUGUGUUGCACUCAAACACUUAACAACAAUCAAAUGUAAUACAGACCAUGACAUGAAUAUUGACAAUAUCUACACAAAUAUCCAAGACAAUUUUCCAAACAUUACCAAAUUGGUUCUCUUUAAUAUAGAUCGAUUCCAAGAUAUCAUUAAAUUAGUACCCAACCUCACUUCGAUUGACAUUACCAAACAUAUUGGGGUCGGAUUGGAUAUCACCAAUCUUCACCAACUCAAAAACCUCACCAAAUUGGAUAUAUGGACACAAAGAAUCCGAAAAGGGUCAUUUUUGGAUGAAAUCAAAGACAUGUCUAUCAAAAAGCUAUGUCUUCCAAUCAAUUAUUUUGACCAACUCCAUCAACUUCCACUUGGACUACGACAGUCAGUCACCAAGAUAACAGCUGCACCCAUAUUGGAUCUCGACGAUUUCCCAAACCUCAACCAUGUUGUGAUUAACGGAUGGCCUGAUUCCAACCCAUUAAAACUACCAAAUACAGUAACAAAGGUCACAUCAUACAAGUAUCAGAUUGACUUUGUAGUUCACAACAAAUCAGUCAAAAAACUCAAAGUUGUCGUUCCAAUUUUAAAUCGUGGACCUUUUGAGCUAUUACUCAAAACUCUUUCAUCGCCACAGUGCUCACCUGUUCAAACAUUUAUUUAUGGUUGUCAUGGUUCAUUUCAAAUUCCCAGCUAUUUAUUCAAUGAUUUUAAUUAUCGAAUAGAGUAUAGUAGGACUAGUUUAGAUGACAACAUGGCUCAAUAUUUAAAAUUAUCAAGAAUUGAUCAAUCUCAAGUUGCCUUCUCAAAUAAAAAAGCUGAUCAUAAUAAGUGCAAUACUAUGUAG